AAAGGGAGCCUAUAUAUGGGGAUGAAAAUAACUCAAUUGUGGGAUGCACAGCACCCUUCUGCAGCCAUGGGGAGGACAAGCUUCAUCCUCAUCUGCCUUUGGGUCUGGAACUCAGCAUUCUGGGUUACCUGCCUCGGUAGGAGCUUUGGGACACAUUUUGCCACCUCCUUUAUGCAGAAUUUUGACCAGCAAGGCAAGCUUGAAGUGCAGAUCAUCGCUUACUCUGACUCGACCACCGUGACAGUCUCUGUCCCUUGUGAAGGCUGCCCACAGGAAGAGAACUUUGAAAGAAGGCUCACUGUCGAUAAGGGGAAGAUGGUGCAAGUUGAGCUCCCAAAUUUUGUGGAAAUCAUGGGCAGCAAAGUUUUCUCUAGCGUUGUCCAGAUCCAGUCAGACAAAGAUGUGUCGGUGGUGUCCUUGAGCUCCAAGCCUUAUAGCACAGAAACUGCUCUGCUCUACCCUGUGAGCAGUUUAGGGACUGAGCAUUAUGUUGUGGGUCCUGCCAUAGGCCCUACAGGAUAUUUACAAGAGUUUGCUGUCUUAACCACCCAGGGACCGAAUGUGGUCGAUAUCCACCUGACGAGCCCAAUUACCUUCAAUGGGCAAACAUACACCGCAGGAAGUAAACUGAGUGUGACACUAAAUGCUUUCACUGGAGUCCAGUUGCAAGGAAAAGGUGAUCUCUCCGGCACUAGGAUUGUUUCUCAGCUACCAGUGGCUGUCCUGUCCGGCCAUGCCUGUUCGUGGAGGUACACUAAAUGCAACCAUGUCUUUGAGCAGCUCCUGCCCGUGUCCAACUGGGGGAAGACGUUUGUGGCCCCUCCUAUACCUUGGCAGACCAAAACUGACACCCUUUAUGUCUCAGCAUCCCAAGCCACCAUCCUGAACUACCAGAUGGGUACAUCAAAGCAGACGAUAAGCCUGGGAGGUGGGCAGAUCCAGCAGAUUCAGAUCUCACCCCAAACCCCAAUCUACCUCUCGGCCGAUGUUCCGGUACAGGUGUUCCUCUAUAGUAAUGGUGGGAGCACCCAGUCUUUUAGCUACGACACCUUCUUGAUAGGGAUUCCAGACAUUGAAAGUUACAGCCUCUCGUACAAUGUGAAUGGGCAAGUCGGCUUUCAGAACUCUAUUCUUUUGGUGGUGAAGAGUUUGGAGACUGGUGGUCUCACGGUGAAUGAGAAUCUUCUGAGCGGAGUGAAGUGGAGUCCAGUUCCUGGCUCAGAGUACUCUUGGGGGAGCUAUGACCUGCCAGAUAUACUUGUGCCCUACAUAGUGGCAAACCCCCUGUCCCAUUUUUGCGUCAUCAGUGUGGGCAUUGCAAAUAUGAAUGGCUAUGGGUCGUGUGGUGCCGGCAGAGACCCUGAACCAGAACUCACCUGUAGCAAUGUGCUGUGUCGCAGAGGCAUGGUGUGCAAGAUGAUAAAUGGUCUACCGCAAUGUGUGCCAUCCUCUAAUGCUACCUGCUGGGCAAUGGGUGACCCGCACUACAACACUUUUGACGGACGCAAGUAUGACUUCCAAGGCACUUGCACCUACACUUUUGUCAAGACACGUGCUGAAACCUUUGGACUCCCAUCUUUCCAUAUCUUUGCCAAGAAUGAAAACCGGGGGAACAAAGCAGUGUCCUAUGUGACCGUGGUGACAACUGAGGUUUAUGGGUAUACCAUCACCAUGACCAGAUCAGAAAUUGGUUUUGUACAGGUCAAUGGUAUCCGGGCACACUUGCCCAUUUAUCUGAAGGAUGGGAACUUGCAAAUUUUGCAGGUUGGCACCUCUGCCAUACUUUCCACUGACUUCCAGCUGAAGGUAUCUUACGACUGGAGUCACCAUCUCCGUGUCACCAUCAGCAGUGCUUAUCAGGAGGCUGUGGGUGGCCUAUGUGGGAAUUAUAACAAGAAUCCCAGCGAUGACUUCGAAACCCCUGCAGGCACCACAGCCCCUAACAUCCCGGCCUUUGGUGAAAGCUGGGAGGUGACGACUAUAGGCAGCCUUUGCUGGCAUGAUUGUAAUGGGCCAUGUAAGCCUUGCGAAUCCGAUCAGGCCCAGAAGUAUGAGUCAGAGGCCUACUGUGGUCUGCUAACCAAGGUUUCCAAUGGCCCCUUUACCUCUUGCCAUGCCAAGGUGCCCCCCACAAUCUACUUUACAAACUGUGUGUUUGACGUCUGCUCCACCGAAGGCAACAAACAGUCCUUGUGUGAUGCCCUGGCAGCCUAUGCCGAUGCCUGCCAGAGCGAGGGAGCCCAAAUUGGUGACUGGAGAAGGGACUCUGGAUGUUACCUGGACUGCCCUCCGAACAGCCAGUACCAAACCUGCGGAACAGCCUGCCCAGCCACCUGCAUGGAUGACCAAAUUCAAGGGCCAAAGCUCUGCCCAGCUGUGUGUGUCGAAGGCUGCCAGUGCCUUGAGGGUUUUGUGCUGAGCCAAGGAUCAUGCAUCCCCAAGAGCAGCUGCGGUUGUCUGUACGAAGGGCGCCCCUAUGCCCCCAAUGAGGCUUUCUGGGCGGAUGACAUGUGCCAUAAGCGUUGUGUGUGCAACCCAACCAGGAGGGUGGUGGAGUGCGCAGCUAGUGCUUGCAAACGAACGCAACGAUGCCAAGUGGUCAAAGGCGUGCGGGGAUGCUAUCCGACUGGGAACAGCACCUGCUCUGCAUCCGGAGAUCCCCACUACUUGAGCUUUGACAAAAAGAGAUUUGAUUUCCAAGGGCCCUGUGCCUAUGUGCUUGCUGAGGUUUUCAACAGACCCCUGGAACUGGAAGGGUUCAGUGUCUAUGUUCAAAAUGAAUACCGGGGAAAUACUGCUGUGACCUGGACCCGGAGUGUUCAAGUCAACGUCUAUGAUGUUGAGAUUAUAGUCAGCAGGCAAUAUUCAGGCAAAGUCUUGGUCGAAGGCUUGCUCACCUUCCUUCCCUAUAGUGCAGCUGGAGGAAGAAUCAAGUUAUAUAGGAGGGGCAAGAAUGCUGUGAUUGAGACUGACUUUGGCCUCGUGGUGACUUUUAACUGGGACAGCAAGGUGUCAGUCACGGUGCCCAACACCUAUGCCGACAUUCUGCGUGGCCUGUGUGGGAACUUCAACGGGAACCCUGAAGAUGAUGCCCUUGUGCCUGGGAGCAUUCUCAUUCCCGAUAGGCCAGUAUUUGGCGGCAGUGGAAUUGAGAAUAUUGACCCAAAAUGCAAGGAGAUAGUGGACCCCAAAUGCCCAGGGAUAGAAGAAUUAGCUGCCCAGCAGCGUGCAGCAGGCCAGGAAUGUGGGCUUAUUGUAGCCAAGGAUGGGCCCUUCCGGGAGUGCCACGGCCAGGUUGACGAAGAGGGCGCCUUCCAAGAUUGCAUUUACGACUAUUGUUUCUACAAGAGACGCUAUGCCUUCAUGUGUGCGGCCAUCGCCAGCUAUGCCGCAGACUGCCAAGCUGUUGGGGUCACCAUAUACACCUGGAGGUCUGCAACCUUCUGCCCCCUACCCUGUCCACUCAACAGUCACUAUGAACAUUGCGCCAAGGGCUGUGACCAGACCUGCAGCAGCCUGCAUGUCCCGCCUCGAUGCCCGGAGAAGUGUGAGGAGGGCUGUGUGUGCAAUGAGGGCUUUGUCAGGAGCUCUGACACUUGCGUCCCUAUGUCUGAGUGUGGCUGCUUCUACAAGGGACGCUACUAUCCAGCCUUGGAAGAUUUCUAUCCAACUUGCGAGGAACGUUGCAGGUGCCAGGCUGGUGGAAAUGUGGUGUGUGUUACCGCUCCCUGCACCCCCAAUGAAGAAUGCAAAACGGUGGAAGGGUACCGCAAGUGCCACGCAGUUGGAAAUGCCACCUGCUCGGUGGUUGGUGACCUCUAUCUGUCCUUCGAUGGCCGAAUCAUUAACUUCCAGGGUACCUGCACCUACGUCUUAACCAAGCUGCAGAAGCCAACCCAGAGCUUGAAACCCUUAGUUGUUAUUGUCAAGAAUGAGCCUUGGGGCAAUGGGGAGAUCACACUUCCCACGAUGGUCUAUGUGGAGGUCCUUGACAGGCAGCUUGUUUUGCUGAGGAACAACUGGGGAGUAGUGCUGGUGGAUGGAGUAUUGCAGCGCCUCCCUGUGAAUCUUUUGUAUGGGCGUCUCAGAAUCUUUCAGCACGGGCUCAGUAUCAGAAUAGACUCCACCUUUGGCUUUGCACUGACCUACGAUCUGUAUUCCCACGUGAGGGUCACUAUUCCCAGCAUCUACCAGGACCACGUAGGCGGCUUGUGUGGGAACUACAAUGGAGACCAGAGUGACGAUCUCCAGCUCCCUGAUGGCACCGUGGUCACUGAUGUGAAUGAAUUUGGUGCCGCCUGGAAAAUUCCAGUUGUUGGCGUACCCUGCACGGAUGGGUGUGGUGCAGAGGGCUGCUCAGUUUGUGCGGAGGAGAAGAAAGAAGCUUUCAAACAGCCCAGCUCCUGUGGGCUCCUCACUACAUCCAAUGGUCCAUUCAGUGCGUGCCAUGCCAUAGUGAACCCCGAGCCAUAUCUGAACAACUGCAUCAAUGACCUGUGUGUAGGAGGUGGUGACCAACAGAUCCUGUGCCAGAGCCUCCAGAGCUACAUGAAAGCCUGCCAGGAGGCCAGGGUCACUAUUGAGCCUUGGAGAAGUGCAACCUUCUGCCCCGUGACUUGCCCUGCCAACAGUUAUUAUACCACUUGUUCCAACAUCUGUGAAACCAACUGUGCUGGACUGACUGACCACAUUCGAUGCCCGGAAUACUGUGUCGAGGGCUGCCAGUGUGAUCCUGGCUUCUUCUUUGAUGGCCUGAAAUGCAUCUCCUUGGAUGAGUGUGGCUGCUUUGAGCGUGGCAGAUAUUUCCCGCCUAAUGAACCCGUGGUGCUCAAUGACUGCAAGGAGAAAUGCAUCUGCACUGCAGCUGGAGGGUUCAGGUGUGAGGCCAUCACUUGCCAAGGAGAAGAAACUUGUGAGGUGAUCGAUGGCGUCAUGCAAUGCCACAAGAAAGUUGUACCACCACCCAGCUGUACCAUUGUAAAGUGCCGAAGAGGCAUGGUGUGCAAGAUGAUAAAUGGUCAACCGCACUGUGUGCCAUCCUCUAAUGCUACCUGCUGGGGUAUGGGUGACCCGCACUACAACACUUUUGACGGACGCAAGUAUGACUUCCAAGGCACUUGCACCUAUACUAUUGUCAAAACACGUGCUGAAAGCUUCAGACUUCCAUCUUUCCAUAUCUUUGCCAAGAAUGAAAACCGGGGGAACAAAGCAGUGUCCUAUGUGUCUGUGGUGACAACUGAGGUUUAUGGGUAUACCAUCACCAUGACCAGAUCAGAAAUUGGUUUUGUACAGGUCAAUGGUAUCCGGGCACACUUGCCCAUUUAUCUGAAGGGUGGGAACUUGCAAAUUUUGCAGGUUGGCACUUCUGUCAUACUUUCCACGGACUUCCAGCUGAAGGUAUCUUACGAUUGGAGUCACCAUCUCCGUGUCACCAUCAGCAGUGCUUAUCAGGAGGCUGUCGGUGGCUUAUGUGGGAAUUAUAACGAGAAUCCCAACGAUGACUUCGAAAGCCCUGCAGGCACCACAGCCCCUAACAUCCCGGCCUUUGGUGAAAGCUGGGAGGUGACGACUAUUGGCAGCCUUUGCUGGCAUGAUUGCAAUGGGCCAUGUAAGCCUUGCGAAUCCGAUCAGGCCCAGAAGUAUGAGUCAGAGGCCUACUGUGGUCUGCUAACCAAGGUUUCCAAUGGCCCCUUUGCUUUUUGCCAUGCCAAGGUGCCCCCCACAAUCUACUUUACAAACUGUGUGUUUGACGUCUGCUCCACCGAAGGCAACAAACAGUCCUUGUGUGAUGCCCUGGCAGCCUAUGCCGAUGCCUGCCAGAGCGAGGGAGCCCAAAUUGGUGACUGGAGAAGGGACUCUGGAUGCUACCUGGACUGCCCUCCGAACAGCCAGUACCAAACCUGCGGAACAGCCUGCCCAGCCACCUGCAUGGAUGACCAAAUUCAAGGGCCAAAGCUCUGCCCAGCUGUGUGUGUCGAAGGCUGCCAGUGCCUUGAGGGUUUUGUGCUGAGCCAAGGAUCAUGCAUCCCCAAGAGCAGCUGCGGUUGUCUGUACGAAGGGCGCCCCUAUGCCCCCAAUGAGGCUUUCUGGGCGGAUGACAUGUGCCAGAAGCAUUGUGUGUGCAACCUGACCAGGAGGGUGGUGGAGUGUGCAGCUAGUGCUUGCAAACCAACGGAACGGUGCCAAGUGGUCAAAGGCCUGCGGGGAUGCUAUCCGACUGGGAACAGCACCUGCUCUGCAUCUGGGGAUCCCCACUACUUGAGCUUUGACAAAAAGAGAUUUGAUUUCCAAGGGCCCUGUGCCUAUGUGCUUGCUGAGGUUUUCAACAGACCCCUGGAACUGGAAGGCUUCAGCGUCUAUGUUCAGAAUGAAUACCGGGGAAAUACUGCUGUGACCUGGACCCGGAGUGUUCAAGUCAACGUCUAUGAUGUUGAGAUUAUAGUCAGCAGGCAACAUUCUGGCAAAGUCUUGGUCGAAGGCUUGCUCACCUGCCUUCCCUAUAGUGCAGCUGGAGGAAGAAUCAAGUUAUAUAGGAGGGGCCAGGAUGCUGUGAUUGAGACUGAGUUUGGCCUCGUGGUGACCUUUAACUGGGACAGCAAGGUGUCAGUCACGGUGCCCAACACCUAUGCUGACAUCCUGCGUGGCCUGUGUGGAAACUUCAACGGGAACCCGGAAGAUGAUGCCCUUGUGCCUGGGAGCAUUCUCAUUCCCGAUAGGCCAGUAUUUGGCGGCAGUGGAAUUGAGAACAUUGACCCAAAAUGCAAGGAGAUAGUGGACCCCAAAUGUCCAGGGAUGGAAGAAUUAGCUGCCCAGCAGCGUGCAGCAGGCCAGGAAUGUGGGCUUAUUGUGGCCAAGGAUGGGCCCUUCCGGGAGUGCCACGGCCAGGUUGACGAAGAGGGCGCCUUCCAAGAUUGCAUUUAUGACUAUUGUUUCUACAAGGGACGCUAUGCCUUCAUGUGUGCGGCCAUCGCCAGCUAUGCCGCAGACUGCCGAGCUGUUGGGGUCACCAUAUACCCCUGGAGGUCUGCAACCUUCUGCCCCCUACCCUGUCCGCUCAACAGUCACUAUGAACAUUGCGCCAAGGGCUGUGACCAGACCUGCAGCAGCCUGCAUGUCCCGCCUCGAUGCCCGGAGAAGUGCGAAGAGGGCUGUGUGUGCAAUGAGGGCUUUGUCAGGAGCUCUGACACUUGCGUCCCUAUGUCUGAGUGUGGCUGCUUCUACAAGGGACGCUACUAUCCAGCCUUGGAAGAUUUCUAUCCAACUUGCGAAGAACGUUGCAGGUGCCAGGCUGGUGGAAAUGUGGUGUGUGUUACCGCUCCCUGCACCCCCAAUGAAGAAUGCAAAACGGUGGAAGGGUACCGCAAGUGCCACGCAGUUGGAAAUGCCACCUGCUCAGUGGUUGGUGACCUCUAUCUGUCCUUCGAUGGCCGAAUCAUUAACUUCCAGGGUACCUGCACCUACGUCUUAACCAAGCUGCAGAAGCCAACCCAAAGCUUGAAACCCCUAGUUGUUAUUGUCGAGAAUGAGCCUUGGGGCAAUGGGGAGAUCACACUUCCCACGAUGGUCUAUGUGGAGGUCCUUGACAAGCAGCUUGUUUUGCUGAGGAACAACUGGGGAGUAGUGCUGGUGGAUGGAGUAUUUCAACGCCUCCCUGUGAAUCUUUUGUCUGGGCAACUUAGAAUAUUUCAGCACGGGAUCAGUAUCACAAUAGACUCCACCUUUGGCUUUGCACUGACCUACGACCUGUAUUCCCACGUGAGGGUCACUAUUCCCAGCAUCUACCAGGACCACGUAGGCGGCUUGUGUGGGAACUACAAUGGAGACCAGAGUGACGAUCUCCAGCUCCCUGAUGGCACCGUGGUCACUGAUGUGAAUGAAUUUGGGGCCGCCUGGAAAAUUCCAGUCCUGGGCGUAUCCUGCACGGAUGGGUGUGGUGCAGAGGGCUGCUUAGUUUGUGCGGAGGAGAAGAAAGAAGCUUUCAAACAGCCCAGCUCCUGUGGGCUCCUCACUGCAUCCAAUGGUCCAUUCAGUGUGUGCCAUGCCAUAGUGAACCCCGAGCCAUAUCUGGACAACUGCAUCAAUGACCUGUGUGUAGGAGGUGGUGACCAACAGAUCCUGUGCCAGAGCCUCCAGAGCUACAUGAAAGCCUGCCAGGAGGCCAGGGUCACUAUUGAGCCUUGGAGAAGUGCAACCUUCUGCCCCGUGACUUGCCCUGCCAACAGUUAUUAUACCACUUGUUCCAACAUCUGUGAAACCAACUGUGCUGGACUGACUGACCACAUUCGAUGCCCGGAAUACUGUGUCGAGGGCUGCCAGUGUGAUCCUGGCUUCUUCUUUGAUGGGCUGAAAUGCAUCUCCUUGGAUGAGUGUGGCUGCUUUGAGCGUGGCAGAUAUUUCCCGCCUAAUGAACCUGUGGUGCUCAAUGACUGUAAGGAGAAAUGCAUCUGCACUGCAGUUGGAGGGUUCAGGUGUGAGGCCAUCACUUGCCAAGGAGAAGAAACUUGCGAGGUGAUCGAUGGCAUCAUGCGAUGCAACAGGAUAGAGUCCCGCUGCUCCCUGAUUCCUGGAGCUCAGCUAUCCACCUUUGAUGGCCUUUCUGGGAAAGUCCCUGCUCCUGGCACCUUUCAACUGACGUCCCUUUGUGACUUCAACUCUGAUUAUUGGUUCCGUGUGAUUGUGGAAGUUUCGUCAUGUCCACCCAAUGGAGUAGUCACUGCCAACUUGCUCUAUUUCUUCUACAAGGGUCUAUUUAUUACUGUGAAUAGACAGAAGGAGGCCUGGGUGAAUGGGCUGCCAGUUCAGAUCCCAUCCAAAAUCACAGAGUCAAUAAUACUUAAUCUGUCUGGUGAAGUCAUCACCCUGAGUUCGCCUCAAGUUGAAAUAAACCUGAACCUAGCUGGAGGGGUGCAGGUGACUGCUAGUCCAGAUUUGAAAGGACAAGUGUGUGGGGCGUGUGGAAACUUCAACAAUGAUCAGACGGAUGACCUAAUUGGCCCAAAUGAAGUGAAAGUAAUUGAUGUUCCUGGGUUGUUGACAUCUUGGACAGCUAGAGAUUUCACCCCCUGUGUGGCGUGAGAGAACAUUCACUUGGUAAACUGAAAGUUCCAGACUGAAGCUACUGAAUUGUAGUAAGGGGAAACUGGUGUUUGGGUGACUGGUGAAAUGAUGAAUUUAAUCCUAUAAUUUGGGUAUUCCCUGGCAAAAUCUCAUUAGAAUGACUUUGUUCAGUAAAUCUAUUUCUUCAGAUCUUUUAAUUAAAGGUAUGUGAGAGGGAACAGAUUAUGCCUAAUAAAGACAUCUGACUUAA
Podarcis muralis (Common wall lizard) is the source of this 9307-nucleotide messenger RNA. RefSeq names its product IgGFc-binding protein-like. The record is from RefSeq and is a predicted model, not a curated record. Gene Ontology annotation, molecular function: protein binding. Lineage: Eukaryota; Metazoa; Chordata; Lepidosauria; Squamata; Lacertidae. Gene Ontology annotation, cellular component: extracellular matrix.